GUCAAAGUGGUGCUGCGAGUCUGCCCCUCUUCCUCCGUACCCCCUUCCCAGCCCCAGCCACCCAUUCUCAGAGUGGACACAGCUAAAAAAAGGGUCAACAUGAUGGACCCAGCUACCAACCACAAUCAACAGCUACACUCAAACUCUACACCGACACACGCUGGGGCAGCCAUGGGUCCCUCUAAGACAUAUGUCUUUGACGCAGCCUACCCCUCAGAGUCAACCCAGGUCCGUGGAUACAGCACAGUACAGUUGGUUUGUUAUCUCUGUCUGCUGACCUGAAAACUGAAGGGACAUUAAAUGCAGUUUCCAGAUAGCCAUCGCUAUGUCGUAGACUCUCAGCCUCUUCCCUUUCCUAGCAUUGUGGGUUAGUUUUGUUUGAUGGAUCGGACACAUUAAGCCAGAGCAUUUUAUUAAUUCAUUCUUCUCAACUUUUGUUUUAUUUGUGUUUUUAACAGCAGGUUAAAUGCUAAGGUGGAUGGAUGGAUUCACCCUCCUUUUCUCAUUUUUUCACCCUCCUUUUUGUCUCUACCAGGCGGAGGUGUGUGUAGGUAUUCUGCCUGACGUCAUCUGUUCUGUGGUCAACGGGGCAGACGGCUGCAUUCUGUGUUUUGGACAUGGUGAAGUGGGUAAGUAAUGACUGUAUGUGGCCAGGAUGACCAACCCUCAUAUGGAGGGUGGUAUUACCACAACCCCUUUUACAUAAGGAACAGAUCCAUCUCUUUCAUACAUCCCUUCCAUCCAUCUAUUUCCUAUGCGGUGGCAUGGGAGGUGCUUCAUCCAUCUCCCUUAUCCCUCACUUCCCUUUGGGAGCAGUGGUGACAUGGAGGUGUUCCCAUCCAUUCUCUCUUCCUUCAUUUAUCCCUUCUUCCAUUUCGUUCAUCUUCCACCUCUUCAACAAGUAAAAGUGGGAGAUUCAGCCAUAAUGAAUCCCAAGUGUUUUCCAGCUUCUUCCACCAAUGUUUCGCACGUGAAACAUGUCAACACGACGAGGCGAGACCAAAAAUAUUUUGUCAAGCAGGAGGAGGCUUUUAAUAGACGAUUGUCAGUGUUACACAAAUAAAUAAACCCCCUCUCUUUCUACUACACAUGACGUCACUGGCCAUAAAUCAGAUUGAAUUAGUCAGGUGGUGUAGAUGGCGGCCGGUCGGCUGCCAGGGGAUAUAAUUCUCUCUCCCUCCGCAGAAUGAACCUCUGCAAUGAAUAAUGGACAAAAUCAAUUCUCAAUUCGUCUGGAACCUAGCCGAACUCUGCUAGCCGAACCUAACGAGUGUGCUCGCAUACUCCCUUAAAAGAACUUCGCUUGAAAAAUGAGAAAAAAGCGUCAAUAGUACUGUUUUUCCAUUUUGAGACGCCAAAGACAGUAUAGACUUCCUCAAAAUAGUCAGAAUUAAUCUAAGAUAACUCAAGAAAUAUGUUUUUGCCAAAGAGAUCUUAGUCACGCAAUUUUACAUCUGACUACAUAAGAUGUUUGGUGCACUAUUUUUCUAUGAAAAAAAUUGCAUGAAAACAAGUCGUCUCUCGUGCAUGACAACAAAAAAAUUAUUGAAGAAUCCCUACUGUUGACCAAUCACCGACGAAGGGGCAUAGACUUCGGCUCCGAACUUUGGCUUGCCUCCAGAAAAAAUUUUGUGUCCCCGAACAGCCGAAAAACCCUCAGCGAAGUCCAAAACGAACAAAAACGUUGAAUGUUUCUGUAUUUUGAAUUGUUUUGUCAUUUAGCAGACGCUCUUAUCCAGAGCGACUUACAGUUAGUGAGUGCAUACAUUUUUCAUACUGGCCCCCCGUGGAAAACGAACCCACAACCCUGGCGUUGCAAGCGCCAUGCUCUACCAACUGAGCUACAGGGGACCCCUGUAUCCAGUACCACCUCUGUCCCUAAGCAAUUUGAAUGUCUAGUCCCAAACGUGGGCCUUGGUAAUAAUGCCCAUUUGACACUAAUGGGAAUUUAUCGCCCUUCCUCAGUCUCCUUAUGUGCUCUUAACAAAUUGUCUGACCUGCUGUCUAACUAUGCUAAAUCCAACUUUAAACACCCCGAAAAAUUAUUCAAACAAAUACCCCUCAUAAGUUUACAGUCAAUGGGAUAUUUUCCAAUGAGUUCAGUGACCAUUCUCCGGUUGCCUGCAUAUGAGAUGUUAAGAUACCUAAAUCUCGCUCAUGCAUUAUUAUAAAGAUACAUCUUUUAAUGAGCUAAAUGUUUUGUCUGAGCUGAGGUUGAGUGACUGGUGGGUUGUGUCAACUAUCACUGACUCGGAUCAGGCCCUAUUGUUUUAUAUCCCUGUUUAACUCUGUUGCAGAUAAACAUGCGCUGCACAAAAUGCUAAGGGUGAAGACAGAUCUAAUCCUUGGUUCACGCAUGAGUUGUCUGUGAAAUUACAGGGAAAAAAUGUAGCUUGGGCUAAUGCAAGACUGACUGAGUAAAUUUACAUGCACACUAAUAAUUUGAUAUUAUCCUGAUUAUGGCAGAAGGCCGAAUAUGGCAUUAGUCAUGUAAACACCUUACUCUGUUUAUCUUAAUCGGCGUCAGGUCAUAAUUGAAGUAAGCAUACGCUGAUUUAAACAGUUUGUUUUCUGAGCAUUCUUUCACAUCAUUAGGACAUGUAAACAGCUUAAUCAGCGUUCCAGCGGUAUAUUUGAUCUGCACAUGUGCCAGCACCAGGUAGCGCAAGCUUCCCUCUUAUGCGUGAGUGAAGUGAGUUCAGAAAAACUGAAAGAACGCAUCUCAAAUAGUCUUCGCAAAAAGAACAUAGUCACUGUGGUAGAAUGUUUGUUUUGAUUGGUGAUUUACAUUGAUAAAAAGUCCCAUCAGUAGCCAGAUUUCAGAUGUUUCCAUGUAAACAGGAUUAUUAGGGAAAUCGUUCUUCUUGCAAAGCAUGUAAACGUUUUAAACAAACUAUUAAAUUAAUCUGACUAUCCACAAUAAUCGCAUUAUUGUGUGCAUCUAACCGUGCUCACUGAUUCUACGUCUUAUUGGUCCUUCAGACACUUGUGAAAUAGAUGUCUAUCUCUUGUUAGAAAAGCAAAAUCAACAUAUUUCUUGAAUUGUGUAUCAGAGAGUGGUGGUAAUCCAUCUUAUUUCUGGAAAGUGGUCAAAUCUUUUAAACAAAACUCCACCCCCUCUUUGCCCCAGCAGGUUUUGACAGCCUCUAGUCCCAUACUAGACAAAAUGGACACUUGUGGUGCUUUUAAUGACCAUUUUUCUUCAGCUGGUGACCUGUUUGUAAGGAUAGUCUAAUUAAUCUCAAUUAGGGUGUUAGGGUGUUAACCUAGUAGCUGAGGACUGUAACUGUUUUUCAUAAAUGUUGUGUUUUAUAUUGAUUUCUGUUUUAUUUUACAUUGUAUUGGUUGUUGUGAUCAGAGCACCAUUGGGAAUGAGAGCAUUGUCUCAAUGGGUUUUCCCUGAAUAAAUAAACUACAUAAAAAAGCUCCGAAAGGGUUCGUUGUGGGCAUCAGGGAAGAACCCUUUUUGAUUUAAGUGGCAUCUUUUUUCAAAGAGUGUAAUGGAGGAGGAUAAGGGUCUGCUAAUAGGUGACAGUGAUAUACAAUGUAAAGUGCUGUUUGUAAAUCCAAUCUGUUAUUAUUAAUACAUUUUCUUCUUAAAAUCAGGGAAAAAAUUGUGGUCUUCUGUAGCUCAAUUGGUAGAGCAUGGCGCUUGUAACGCCAGGGUAGUGGGUUCGAUCCCCGGGACCACCCAUACGUAAAAAUGUUUGCACACAUGACUGUAAGUCGCUUUGGAUAAAAGCGUCUGCUAAAUUGCAUAUUAUUAUUAUUAUUAAAUAUGUUCUGUAAAUACUGCCAUUUCAGAGGACUGUAUUUUGACUGUUUUGGGUGAGGACAAUUAACACUGCUUAGUUAGAACCUUAAUUUGGGGGAAAUCUGCCCUUUCCAACCCCUCUGUCCUCCAAGUUAACUGUACAAUGGGGACAUAAUAUGAUGCUGGAUGGCAGUGCAGUUGAAGGUCUCUAGUACUGUAAAUACUGCCAGUUCCAAUGAGCCUGUUGUGAUUUGUGUAAUUAGAUCAUGUUCGUCUUAAGAAACAUGGUAUUAGACCAACUCUGACCCCUGCCCCCCUUCCCACAAGUUGUUUCCCAAGAUGCUCUCGCUUUCUUUCUCUCUCUGUCUCUCUCUCUCACGCACACACAUGCGUGUGCUGCACACACACACACACACAAACACACUUACACACAUACACGCGCGCGCACACACACGCACAUACACACACACACACAGAGAGAGAGAGAGAACCCAAACUGACUGUGUUGUGUGUGCCUUAUUGCUGUAUUUAACAGAGAAGUCCCACACCAUGAUGGGUAGUGAUAGCAGUAGCCAGAGUCUAGGGGUCAUCCCCUGUGCCAUCUCCUGGUUCUACAGUCACAUGGAGAGGAGGAGGGAGAGGACUGGGGCCAGCCUGGCUGUGUCUGUCUCUGCUAUGGAGGUCUGUGGGGAGGACGAGGUCAUCAGGGACUUACUGUCAGGCAACCUCCAGGACAGCCCACCAGCAGACCUAUAUUUCUAUGGGGACCCCAUCUAUGGAAUGCAGGUAAAUUAUGAUCGAUGGUAUUAUUGUUGUGGACUGUUCAGGUCAGAUAGAAAUUUGAAACGCUUAUAGAACAGACUUGAGUCUUUGUUAUGCUGAACAUGGAAUCGUCAGUUCUGCAUUUAACUUUUCUAUGUGCAGCAUUAGUGUGAAAUCUGUGCAUAAGUACAUUUUCGUAAUGAAGCCCCAGGUCUUAAGAACAUUGAAAAACAUGUGCUGCUGUAGUUACACUGUUAUCACUACAUACAGUAUGCCACUAAGGUGUCAUGUCACACUAAGGGUAUCUUGUAUAAUGACUGUGUUUUGUUUGUUAAUGCCCCAGUCAUGAACUAAAUAAACUAGUUCAUCCCUUAUUCAGAUGUAUUGUCAAAAAAGCCAGGUAGUGGGAGUUAACGUAUUUACGCUACAUAGUCCCAGUUACAUAAUGACAUUGGCAUUGUCACAUUGAACAACAUUUAAUAUUACAAUUCAUGCUGUGCAGGGCCGGAUUCUGUGCUAGAGUUCCUCUAUCCCCCUCUCUCCCUCUCUACAUACAGUGCCUUCAGAAAAUAUUCAUACCCCUUGACUUAUUCCACAUUUUGUUGUGUUACAGCCAGAAUUCAAAAUGGAUUAAAUAUAUUUUUUUCUCACCCAUCUACACACAAUACCCCAUAAUCACAAAGUGAAAACAUGUUUAAGAAAUCUUUGCAAAUUUACUGAAAAGGAAAUGCAGAAAUAUCUCAUUUAGAUAAGUAUUCACACCACUGAGUCAAUACAUGUUAGAAUCACCUUCGUCAGCGAUUACAGCUGUGAGUCUUUCUGGGUAAGUCUCUAAGAGCUUUGCACAUCUGGAUUGUAAGUAUUUGCAAAAAAAUCAUUGCUAGACUGCCAUUUUCAAGUCUUGCCAUAGAAUUUCAAGCAGAUUAAAGUCAAAACUGUAACUAGGCACUCAGGAACAUUUAAUGUCGUCUUGGAAAGCAUCUCCAGUGUGUAUUUGGCCUUGUGUUUUAGGUUGUCCUGCUGAAAGGUACAUUUGUCUACCAGUGUCUGUUGGAAAGCAGACUGAGCCAGGUUUCCUCUAGGACUUUGCCUGUGCUUAGGUCUGUUCUCUAGUCCUUGCCAAUGACAAGCAUACCUAUAACAUGAUGCAGCCACCACCAUGCUUGAAAAUAUGAAGAGUGGUACUCAGGGAUGUGUUGUGUUGGAUUUGCCCCAAACAUAACGCUUUGUAUUCAGGACAUAAAGUUAAUUUCUUUGCCACAUUUUUUGCAGUUUUACUUUAGUGCCUUGUUGCAAACAGGAUGCAUGUUUUGGAAUAUAUUUAUUAUGUACAGGCUUCCUUCUUUUCACCCUGUCAUUUAGGUUACGAUUGUGGAGUAACUACAAUGUUGUUGAUCUAUCCUCCGUUUUCUCUUAUCACACCCAUUAAACUUGGUAACUGUUUUAAAGUCACCAUUGGCCUCAUGGUGAAAUCCCUGAGCGGUUUCCUUCCUCUCUGGCGCCUGAGUUUGGAAGGACGCCUGUAUCUUUGUAGUGACUGGGUGUAUUGCUACACCAUCCAAAGUGUAAUUGAUUACUUCAUUAUGCUCAAAGGGAUAUUCAGUGUCUGCUUUUUAAAAUGUUUAACCCAUCAACCAAUAGGUGCCCUUCUUUGCGAGGCAUUGGAAAACCAACCUGGUAUUUGUGGUUGAAUCUGUGUUUGAAAAUCACUGCUCAACUGAGGGACCUUAUAGAAUAUUGUAUGUGUGGGGUAACAGGUAGUCAUUCAAAAAUCAUGUUAAACACAGUUAUUACAAUAAGAGUCCAUACAACUUAUUGUGUGACUUGUUAAGUAAAGUUUUACUCCUGAACUUAUUUAGACUUGCCAUAACAAAUGGGUUGAAUACUUAUUGACUCAAGACAUUUCAGCUUUUCAUUUUUAAUUAAUUUGUAAAAAUGUCUAAAAACAUAAUUCCACUUUGACAUUUUGGGGUAUUAUUUGUAGGCCAUUGACACAAAAUCUAAAUGUAAUAAAUGUUAAAUUCAGGCUGUAACACAACAACAUGUUGAAAAGAUCAAGGGGUGAGAAUACAUUCUGAAGGCACAUCCUUUUUGUUCUGUCAUAAUAUAUACAGUACCAGUCAUAAGUUUGGACACACCUACUCAGUCAAGGGUUUUUCUUUAUUUUUACUAUUUUCUAUAUUGUAGAAUAAUAGUGAAGACAUCUAAACUAUGAAAUAACACAUAUGGAAUCAUGAAGUAACCAAAAAAGUGUUAAACAAAUGAUAAUAUAUUUUAUACUUUAUAUUUUAGAUUCUUCAAAGUAGCCACCCUUUGCCUUGAUGACAGCUUUGCACACUCUUGGCAUUCUCUCAACCAGCUUCACCUGGAAUGCUUUUCCAACAGUCUUCAUGAUAGGUCCCAUGUAGCUCAGUUGGUAGAGCAUGGCACUUGCAACACCAGGGUUGUGGGUUCGAUUCCCAUCGGGGGCCAGUAUGAAAAAAAUAUGUAUGCACUCACUAACUGUAAGUCGCUCUGGAUAAGAGCAUCUGCUAAAUGACUAAAAUGUAAAUGUCUUGAAGGAGUUCCCACAUAUGCUGAGCACUUGUUGGCUGCUUUUCCUUCACUCUGCAGUCCAACUCAUCCCAAACCAUCUCAAUUGGGUUGAGGUCGGGUGAUUGUGGAGGCCAAGUCAUAUGAUGCAGCACUCCAUCACUCUCCUUCUUGGUCAAAUAGCCCUUACACAGCCUGGAGGUGUGUUGGGUCAUUGUCCUGUUGAAAAACAAAUGAUAGUCCCACUAAGCGCAAACCAGAUGGGAUGGUGUAUCGCUGCAGAAUGCUGUGGUAGCCAUGCUGGUUAAGUGUGCCUUGAAUUCUAAAUAAAUCACAGACAGUGUCACCAGCAAAGCACCCCCACACCAUCACACCUCCUCCUCCAUACUUCACACAUGCGGGGAUCAUCCGUUCACCUACUCUGCGUCUCACAAAGACACGGCGGUUUGAACCAAAAAUCUCCAAUUUGGACUCAUCAGACCAAAGGACAGAUUUGCACCCGUCUAAUGUCCAUUGCUCAUGUUUCUUGGCCCAAGCAAGUCUCUUCUUCUUAUUGGUGUCCUUUAGUAGUGGUUUAUUUGCAGCAAUUCAACCAUGAAGGUCUGAUUUAUGCAGUCUCCUCUGAACAGUUGAUGUUGAGAUGUGUCUGUUACUUGAACUCUGUAAAGCAUUUAUUUGGGCUGCAAUAUGAGGUGCAAUUAACUCUAAUUAACUUAUCCUCUGCAGCAGAGGUAACUCUGGGUCUUCCUUUCCUGUGGCGGUCCUCAUGAGAGCCAGUUUCGUCAUAGCGCUUGAUGGUUUUUGCGACUGCGCUUGAAGAAACUUCUUGACAUUUUCCAGAUUUACCUUCAUGUCUUAAAGUAAUGAUGGACUGUUGUUUCUCUUUUCUUAUUUGAGCUGUUCUUGCCAUAGUAUGGACUUGGUCUUUUACCAAAUAGGGCUAUCUUCUGUAUACCACCCCUACCUUGUCACAACACAACUGAUUGGCUCAAACGCAUUAAGAAGGAAAGAAAUUCCACAAAUUAACUUUUAACAAGGCACACCUGUUAAUUGAAAUGCAUUCCAGGUGACUACCUCAUGAAGCUGUUUGAGAGGAUGCCAAGAGUGUGCAAAGCUGUCAUCAAGGCAAAGGGUGGCUAUUUGAAGAAUCUAAAAUCUAAAAUAUAUUUUGAUUUGUUUAACACUUUUUUGGUUACUACAUGAUUCCAUAUGUCUUAUUUCAUAGAUUUUAUCUCUUCACUAUUAUUAGUCCCCUGUAGAUCAGUUGGUAGAGCAUGGCGUUUGCAACGCCAGGGUUGUGGGUUCGUUUCCCACGGGGGGCCAGUAUGAAAAUGUGUGCACUCACUAACUGUAAGUCGCUCUUGAUAAUAAAUGUAAAUGUAUUCUACAAUGUAGAAAAUAGUAAAAAUAAAGAAAAACCCUUGAAUGAGUAGGUGUGUCCAAACUUUUGACUGGUACUGUAUAUAUAUAUAUUUUUAAAUCUAAAUAAUAAAAUAAAAUAAAACAUGCCAUGUUGUCUUCCUUCCCUGCAGCUUCAGCACACCAAUGUGGUUUCUGCCCCCAACGCAGAGAAAGCUGCUUUCCUCCUGGAUGUAGCCAUCGCAUCACGUCACCGUGCCAACGGCCCGAACAGCGGAACUCGCAGUGACAUCAGCACACCAUUGUCCUCCUGCAGCGGCUCCCAUAUGUUCUUUACUCUGCACGUCCAACAGCAGCUCGCAGAGGGCGGCGCCAAAGGUUUUUAUUUCUCUACAUUGUAGAAAAGAGAACUCCUGCACAAACUAUGGUUACACCCUAUUCCCUAUAUAGUGCACUGCUUUUGACCAGAGGCCAUAGGGCUCUGAUUGAAACUAGUGCACUACAUAGUGAAUAGGGUUCCAUUUAGGAUGCACACAUUAUUAACUUUGCAUGUUGCUUCAUUUAAAGGGUAGGAGUUUUUACUCACCAAUGUAACAACACAGUGUGGUCAAAGAUUUAGUAACUUAGUUGCAGUCACGAUCUGGUUACCUAUAAGUACAAACAUAGUUAUGUUUUUGGGUUAUUACAUAUUUAAUAACUUAUUUAUGGAUAUUUUCUAAACUACCCACAAUGCACUAUUUCUCAAUGCCAUAUGGAGGAUCUACGCUGUGCUACCAAAUUCGUAUGCUAGCUCGGUAGCUAGCUCAAGCUGGCUAACGUUAGCCACUAGCCAUGCUAGCAUGUAAUUACAUUCCAGACCAAGUGCUGGAUUUCCCUGAUUCCCGGUGAAGCGCCCGCCUUCACUUCCCCCUCGCUUUGGUAGCUAACUCAGCUGGAUGGGCCCUAGCUGUCAAUCUGUAAAUCUCUCCUCUCUCUUUGCUUUUAAUCUGCGGUUAUGUUUUAGUUGUGUUGUGUUAGUUGUGUUCUAGCUGGUAACAUAACUGUGGUGAUUGGCUAGGCUGGCUAGGCUAAUAGCUAGUUCAUACCUGCCAACUUUUCAAAAAACCUUGGAGUGAGAUUUUGUCCUGGGUCCGCCUGGGUCCUGCAGUCGGUGAAAAGCAAUUGCACUGCCUGCGUCUCAGAACUGCGGCCGCCUUGAUCUCUUGAGGUUAUCGUUGCCCACGUGUGCAUGACGUCCGAGAAAGUCGGGAUCAAGUUGGACACAAACCUAACCAGCAUGCAUUGGGCGGUGAUCGCCGGUGAUCGAUUCUGCGCAGACCUGGCUCAUCUCAAAUGAGCCUCUUGUCUAUGAUCUGUCAGCAUGGUUAUACUGGCCUGUGGCCUUCUUGGAGGCCUUGAUGAUAUCGGAGGGGGUCUCCCAUUUGAAGCAGGGCUCCAGAUUGGCCAUCUUUAUGGUCAUUAUUGAGGACAGGGUGCCAUCCAAUGCUAGGCUGUUUCUUCUCCUGGUUUUGUUCAGUCCCACAACUGAAAACACCCUCUCAGCAUCUGCAUUUGCAUGGGGCAACACCAGGACAAGCUUGGCGACGGCAGCAAGCCUCUCGAAUUCUUUGGCUCCUGUCACCUAUGGAAAAUGCACCAAAACACAAUGGAAAAACAUACCUUGAUUUUUGAUUGAUUAAUACUGUAAGUAUACUGUAGGUUGAUCCAUUAACAAAGUUCAGAUAAAAACAUGCAUCAUUUGCAACAUGCAUGACACAUAUACGCAUGCAACAAUUUUAAGCAACAGAUGUAGCCAAGCCACACCUGCCAAAAGGAAAGACAAAAAAUGAAAAAAUGUUUACCUUAUGCUUCCGGGUUGCCAUUUCAGCCCAGAAGCUUUCCAUUUCAGUUUAGUCCUGCAGGGAUAUCAUUGGCAUGGUCUGAUAAUUUAGAAACUCCUCACCCAGAAGGUCAUGCUCCUCUGGCCCAUGGUAUGGGAGGAGAUGGGAAAACCUAUUUAUGAAAGUAGAGUUACAAGUUGUUACGUUUUAGGUAUAUGGUCAUCAACCAGCAGCAGUUCAUACACAUCUUUGAGGAGAAGCCACAUAAGAAUAUCUAAUGUGCAGUUUAGGAGUGAACACACCUCAUCAUAAAACACAGGGUAUUUUAGCUAAGAUGAUAGACAAUAAUUAGAGAAAAAAAACUAACCUUUCAACAAAGUACAGGACAUCUUCGAUGUCACUUUCAGCCCUCUGCCGUACAUCUACAAAUUGUGCGUGCUUGAUCAGUGGCUCUUCCAGUGGCAGCUUCUAAAGUGCAUAGUCCACAGCACUUGUCAGGAAACACAACACAGCUUCAUGGAAUGAAUCCACCUGCUGUGGUGUGAUGUCACCCUCGUCGAGUAAUCUGUUAAGUUUAGCCCUGGUUGUGAACCCAAUGUUCAACUUUCUUCCUGUCACAGAUACAGCAUAUCGGUAUAAGGUACAAGGCUAAAUAUCACAUAUCACAGUGUUUGAUCAUAAUAAUAGUCCCAAUAUGCAAUGGCCGUUCCAUCUGUUGCUAAAUGACUUAAAUGUAAAUGUAAAUGUAAAUACUAACCUGGUAAAUGGUUUGCCUUUUCUUUAAAGGCAAUUUCACAAGGCUCCUCAUGGCACUGCAGAGCUUCUGGAACCAUAAACUUGGAACAUAGCUUGCGUACGAAUUUCACCAUCUAUAACAGACAUUUACAAAAAUAGUAGGUGAAACCUGUUUUAGAGGAUCCCUGCAGAUAUCAGCAAGAAACACAGAAUGGAAAAAACUGCAAAAUCCAAUCCCACCUCAUCAUGUAACAAAAAUAUUGAUGACUGCUCUCUCUGAAGCAGCAAGUUGAAAGAAGUGAAAGUUGGUACGGUGGCUUGGAAGAACAGCAGGUACACUUCUGUCAUGGGGUCAGUGAAUGUCUGCACAAGUCUCUUGAACCUGGCCUGAUUUUCAUCUUGAAUCAAUCAAUAAAUAACACAAAACAAGAGGUUGUCAUUAAUACAAGUAUGUGACUAACAAUCCAUGUAGUUGCUGCAUAAUGAAAUUGAAAAUUGAUGACCAUACUAGCAGAUUUGUAGUAGCUGGCCAGAGGUUCAUACAGCCUCAGGAUCCUGGUCACACAACGUUCAAGGCUUAGCCAACGGACCGAGAUAUGCAGGAGGACCUCCAUGUACUCCGGACAGUAAGCGGGUUCAUCUUUUCCACUACUAAAAUGACAAGUUAGAAUCAUACAGAUGUUCAUGUUAUUAGAUGUUUAAAAAUACACAAAGCACAUGUUUUGCAGAGGAGAAAAAUCUCAAAUAGUUUGUGAAAUACCAGUGUCAUUCGACCCAUCCGUAACAAGGGUAUACGGGGCUUUUUUCAUCUCCUUCACAAGCUCCUGUGUGAAAUAUGGUGUGAGUGCUUCAUUGGUAAUGCAGGAUGACUUAGUCCUGGCACACCUGGACUCCUGCGCUGUCUUCGAAUCUCCGAAACAUUCUUUUAGGAGAGGCCCCAGGUGGUCCGCAAAGGCUAGGGGGACGUUGUGAACUACCAACCCAGCUGUCAUUUUGACCUCAGCCCUUCUUGUCUGUAAGAAAUUAAAAAUUAUUAAUCCUCCCAAAAAGACCAUAGUUUAUUUAAAAUAGAUGCCUGCGAUAAUAAGGCACAGGUAAAAAACACAUUCAACUAAGAUCUCAAAUUAAGAAAACUGGACUGUACUACACUGAAAUACAAACCACAAAUUAGUCAAAACUAUCAACCAUGACUUUACCGUGAUCAACUAGAACACAAAACUCUUGACUGAACCUUGACAGAAUCAUUACACAUAUCAUACCUUAACCUCUUGUGCAGACAUACCCCCAACAGAUGGAACGGCCAUUGCAUAUUGGGAUAUUGUGGCUGUGGACAGGAGAGCUCGUUGCUUAUCUUGGUGGCCUUUGCUUUUUAUAUGGCGCACUACAUCUGUCACACCCUGGUGGCAACAUGAGUUUUCAAUACGGCAGACUGCACACCAGUAGUGCGUGUUGAGGCUCCCUCUGGUAAUAAAUGGCCAUGAAGAGGUCCACUCAUUUUUGAAAAUGGAUCUAUAUGUUGCUGCUCCAGCCAGAGCACGACUCUUCUGGCCCUGCUGUUGGAUUGGGGAGGUCUCUUCUGUCUGUCCCUCUGUGUCUUCAUCCAUCUGCCCUGUUGGUUGUUCUAUUUGUCCUGUCUGUUGCUCCUCUGCUUGUUUGUCAGUCUGUCCUGUCUCCUGCUCUCUCUGUCCUUUGUGUUGCUCCUCUGUCUGUUGUCCUGUUGUUUCUAUCAAUCGUUCUGGCUGUUCUGUCAGUGUGUUUGUCUGUCUUUUCUCACUUGGCUGGUUCUUUAAAUAAAAUAAAAGGUUUCACUUUUGUCCUGGCAAAGGUCUCUUACGGGACAUCUUUGAAACCUUAAACAAUUCAAAUGGUCAUGUUGGUUUAAUAACUCUACACUCAGUUACAAAAACAUACCUACUUCUAUUGCACACAUUUCCUGUAUUUAUGUUAAAUUCUUUGGAAUACAUCUUACCUGUUCGAAAUCAGCUGAGUUUACAUUCACCACACUAAAUCAUGUUCACACGCACAAACAAAUAAUUUCUUUCAAGAUUUAAAGUUUAAGAGAGUGAGUACUCAAUUGGACGACAUUUCAUUGUUACAUACCUAGUCUCAGCUCAGCUUCUUAUCAGACUUCUUGAGGUAGUGACCGUUUCUUUUCCUGUUGACUUUCGCGGCAAUGGUAUCUCUUCUUCUGUCGCUAACUUCGGGGUGCAGUGCAUAUGGUUCAGUGGCGCUCAUCAGCGCCAUCUACCGUCGAGGAGUUUGAAAAAAGGAACAAACGAGUCUCAGCCGAUUUUCUUUGCGUGAGAAAUUGGAUGUGUGGCAUGAGUGCGUGUGAAAACAGGCAAAAACGUGUGUCACACGGCGAAAGCGUGAGAGUUGGCAGCUCUGCUAGUUGGCUAAAUAGCUAACUUUAGCUGGCUGGCUAGCUUGCUGGCUAAGAUAACUCUAUAUAGCUAACAUUCUUUGAUAACUCGUUAGAUGGUGUUAUGUAUUUCCAAAACGUUGGUUUACUUUAAUGUAGCUGUAAGCUAGGUGUUGAUAGCAACUGUCUGACUCAUGCACUGCUAACGUAACAUUAGCAGGCUGGUAGGGAUAACGUUAGCAGGCUAGUAGGGCUAACAUUAGCAGGCUAGUUGGCUAUGUUGGCUAACUCAGAGUUGAUUUGUAACAAUACAUUCAUAAAGUAUUUGCUUGUAAGUUGGCUGAAACUUACAUUGAAACCAAUAUGGUUUAAUUUGAAGUUAUAUAUUUGAAGUUAUUUCUGUUGGAGUUUACAUUAUAGGGAAUAGGCUGGCUUGCCGGGUCCUCCAUAUUACAUCAUACCCCGGAAAAACAUUUACCGACAUGACUGAUCGUUUUUAUAUAAUAACUCGAAAAAAUUGAAAGUUAGGUGUAAUUUUGCAUUGAACUUUUGAUGCGCAUACUAAUGCAAAUCCAUAUGUUACAUGUGGCUACGUUUAUGCUACCUCCCUUUAAUGUGUAAACAUUUCGUUCAGAGACCUUUUUCAAGACAGUAACACAUUCUUAGUUAUUUAUUUAUUUGCUUAUUGGUCAGUGACCUGUGCGUAACUUGAACUGUAUGUGUCCCCCUACGGACUUGUGAGUAAACUAUCCAACUAAUACGCAUCUGGAGAUUUAAUUUGCAUACGGCUGACUGAAUAAACUGUACCUAAUUUGUUUUCCAAGAAUACUUGGAAUAGCUUGGAUUUAUUUUUAUUAUUUUCUUUGUUCAAUUCUCAACUAUUCUCUCUGACGAUCUCAGUCUUUUCCCCCGUUGUUUCCUGUAUUUCAUUUUCUCUCCUCUCCUCUCUCAGUACCAGGGGGUCAUAGCAGGUUGAUUAUGAUAGACCUGGCUGACAGUAUAAACGGGUCCAGUAGAACCAGUGACAGCAGAAUUGGAUGUCCUGAGUCAGAGCUGGGCAGUGUUAUCCUGGCCCUACUCAACAAUGGAAACAAAAACAUCCCCAACAGGUUAGAUACUGGAGACUAUAACAUUGAUUGUAUUACAUUGCAAUGAAACAGGAAAUGAUUGAUUCAUGCAGUAGAUAAUGAAAUUGUAUGUAUAAUACUGGUAUAUACUAUAAUUGUAUUCUUUAUGUAUAAUGUAUGAUGGUGAUGAGGAUGUUGGUGAUGAUGAUGGUAAUGACGAUGAUGGUUUUAUUUUGUGCUCACCACAGGGACAGUAAAGUGACCAUGCUGCUACAGGAGUCUCUGGGUAAUAUUAACUGUCGUACGACCGUGCUGGCCCAUGUGACUGACUCACCAGAACACUGCUCAGAGACACUGUCCACUGUCCAGAUCGCCUCACUCAUUCGUAGGACACAGAAGAAGGCAAAAGUAUGUAAAUGACUGAAUUAGAGAUUUCUUACCAUGGUGCCAAGAAUGGUGCCAAAAGUAUUAUUCAAUUAACCUUGGGUGGCCUAACUCUUAGUAGACAAUUUAACAGUUUAGCAGAACAUUUUUCUGAGGAGGCAAAAUGUUAUCACUAUGACAGAUUUUCUCUCCCCCACCAAUCAUCUACUGAAUUAUAGAUUUCUUACCAUAAAAUUAUUUGGUGAAAAUGGUGCCCUGAAGUAUUAUUUAAUGAACCUUGGGUGUUCUAAAGCUUAGUAGCAAUUUUGCCCAUUUUAUUUUUGAAUGGGCAAAAAGGAAUCACUAACUUUACUCCCCCCCCUCUCUCUCUCUCUCUCGCUCGCUCUCUCUCUGUCCGUCCCUCUCCCUCUCCCUCUCUCUCUCUCAAUUCAAUUUCAAUUUAAGGGGCUUUAUUGGCAUGGGCAACAUAUGUUUACAUUGCCAAAGCAAGUGAAAUAGAUAAUAAACAAAAGUGAAAUAGAAAAUAAAAAAUUAACACUCUCUCUCUCUCUCUCUCUCUCUCUCUCUCUCUCUCUCUCUCUCUCUCUCUCUCUCUCGCUCUCUCUCUCUCUCUCUCUCUCUCUCUCUCUCUCUCUCUCUCUCUCUCUCUCUCUCUCUCUCUCUCUCUCUCUCUCUCCCCCUCCCCCAGCAUUCAAUGACCUGCUCUCCCAGUGGUAGAAGCCUGAGUAGAGAGAGGAGUGGAGGGAGUCGUCUCUUCUCUCUCAGAGCGUUCCACUCCACCAGUGCUGUAGACUCUGACCUCAGUGACCUGCUAGAUGACCACUCCACCAGUGUUGUAGACUCUGACCUCAGUGACCUGCCCCAGCUCAGGCUCAGUGGUGACCUGCUAGAUGACCAGUCCUGUGACACGGUCAUUCACAUCAACCCCGAUGGCUCUGUCCAGCAGCCUGGUACGGAGCUGUACCAGCAGGGUCAGGGCCAGCCGGAGUUUACCCCCAUCAUCCCCUCUCUACACCAGCAUAAGGCUGAAGAGGAAUCAGAGGCUGAGCUUUCUGCUCUACAGCAAGAGCUACUGCUGCACCUUCUAAACAUCAUGCCCAGACCGGAAGGAGAAAGGAAGGGGAGUGAGAGCAUAAUCCAAGAACAACUUGUGGGCCAGUGUGUGAGGGACUUCAGUGUUAAUUGUGACACAUUCGCCGAGCUGCAGGAGAGACUCGGGUGCAUUGAUGGGAGCAAGACAGUUACUAAAUCAUCCUUAAAAGAACCUUCUGCCACAACUGAGUCCCCUCCAGUCCCCCAAGAUUGCUCAGGCCUACCUCAGACUGGGGAGAAUACCUCUUUCUUUAAACCACUGAAUAUGGAUUUGAAGUGUAGUGAGUUUUCCAUUGUGGCUGAGAAAGAGAGCUUGGUGACAGAUGGCAGUCUUCCGGUCGACAGUUUUCAGAGAGAGGACUCUGGUCUGUAUGACUGUGAGGAGGGCAGUGCAGCCAGCUCCAACGAGGACCAACCAUACCCCUGUGGCUCUAUCAGUUUACAUCCAGCCUGCCAGAGCCUGAGCCAGGGCAACCCCCCUGAGUACAGCUAUCUACCACAGCACCAUGAAAUCUACUCUCAGAUCAGCCCUGUGCCAAGCUCACAUCCUCCUCUUCCUCUGUUUCCUCUUCCCCUGUCUCUGGAGCCAGCUGGAUACCCAGGGAGGAAUGACUGGCUGCAACCCAAGACCAGGACCUCUCCAACAGGCAAGAGCUCCCCGAUAUCCCCCUCUCGCGCUCCAUCCCUCUUCUCCCCCUCCUCCUCCACCACCUCCUCCUUGGCUACCAGUGUUCUCCUAGGAGAGAUGAUCCUUCCCCAGCUUCCCCAGCUGUCCACCACAGAGUUAGACCUAAAGGAUAUGACGGCAACCAUCACGGUGACGGUCCAGCAGCCGUUGGGCCAGAUGGGUCAGGAUGAGCUAGUGUUAACCAUGGCAGAGGAGGUGACCAUCAGUGGGGCUCUGGAGAGUAGAGGCCGGGCGAGGAACAUCAUCAAGAUCAGGGAUGCCCACUCCUCCUCUGGCCAAGCUUCUUCAGGGUCUGUACUGGGUUCUCUUCCCAUCAGGAUUAUCUGUAACUUCAGUGAAGAUCCAGCUUCUACUACAGACUCCACUAUCAAGGCCAUGGACCAUGCUAAUACCACUAAGACCAUGGCUGUGGAAGUCAACACCAAACCCAAGGCCAUGUCUUCUCUUUACAGGGUGGAGAACAGAUUCUUGCCCUCCUUUAUAAACCCCUCGCUCGCUGAUGUUAGUAGGGGUAGUGAUGUGGAGGGGUCUCAUCCCAGAGAGGUUUCUAACACUCUCUCCAUGCGAGUGGAUGCUUCAGCUGAACCUGAGAAGAAAGAUAAUCUAAAAGGAAAUGAAAGGAAUCAUGAGAGGAAGACCAACGAGAGCGUGUUGAUGUCUUUCCUGGGUCAAACUAGUGAUACAGCAUCAUGUGACACACAUGCCUGGAAGGAGGCCGGUUGCUAUGAGAUGAUGUCAUCAGAGAAUAGGGCCAGUGGGAGGGGUGGUAACCAAGCAGACAGGAGCUAUCCCAGACGAAGGGACGUUACCACCUGUUCCCUCACCUGUCAUGACAGAGUCCUACCUGUUCCCUCUUCCCUAAUUACUCCAAAGCUGUCUGGGGACUGUAAUGAAAGCAGCAGGAAUACACCAGAGAACUGUAUCCCUGGUUACCCUGCAGUUACCCAACACAGAACAGCCAGUCUACCAAGAGGCUGGUAUAAUAUCAACAAGCAGGAGAGCUACGGUCUGAUGAGAGAGGAGUAUACAUAUAAGGAACCAGACGUUACAUCAUCCACCCCUGGUAGUCCCAGGGUGACCCUGGAGAGGAGGCCGUCCUCAGCCAGGCAGGGGAUCUUCUCCUGGGCCAGGGAGAGCGUCCCUCUCCCCUUCUCACCAGCUCGGAAGUACAGCCUGGCGCAGCAUACUCAGAGACAGAGAACUAGUAACAGUCCUCUCAGCACAGCCAGUAGUUCGCCUUUGGAGCCCAUGCCAUCCACUCUGAGUGUUAGACAUGAUAGCGGGAAGCUGAAAUCCUCCGUAGAGGAAAGCAAUAGGCUGUUCAGUGCUAAACUAGAGCAGUUGGCUAGCAGGACCAACUCUUUAGGUAGAAUACCGCUGGCGCGCCACACUCUGGACCGAGGCAGUAGCCUGUCCUCUGUGAGCUCCAAGGGGUCCAAGAGUUGUGAAUGGGAGUCCAGCCACCCCACCCUACCCUGGGCCAGCAGGAGCCCCAGGAGGGCCCCUAGGUCCAUUCCCUUGACAGAUAACAACACCCCCAACACAGCCCAUUCUCCCAAAACCAGCAGGUCAACCUUUAUAACUGACCCCAACACAGCCCUCCAGUCUCCAAGAUCCAGCCGGUCUAAGCUCUCUGCAGUGGGGAAACUGAUGACGGCCAGCUCUAAGGCCCGCCGGAUAUCCAUCCCCAGUACCAAGAACCUCCGCUUUUCUCUCAAGGAGGUCUGUCAGUCCAUCAACAGGAAUACCAGUCUGUCCCCUGAUGGGAAGAGUCCUGAGCAAAGUCCACCCUGGUCCACUCAGUCUCUAAGCCGUAACCAGACCCCCUCGCCUCAGACCCCACCACCGCGCCUCGCACCAAAGUCCCCCAUCCGGGUCAUCAAUGGGCGCAUCUUAGAGCUGCUCCAGAUCGGCAGAGAGCCCUCCGCCUCUGGCGGGGCCUCCGGAGGACUAGAUCUAGACAAGAUGGCGGCAGCGGCUGGAGUUACCUGUAGAUCCAUGGGAGAGGCUCACCCUGUUCACCCUGUACCCUCGCCCUAUGCCAGGAUGACCGCCCCUCGCAGGCCCAACCACCUCAGCGGGCACGCCAGUGAUGUCACUAGCGUGUUGAGCGGGGAGCUGCCCCCAGCCAUGGGGAAGACUGCGUUAUUGAACAAUAGGAACAGCGUGGUGAGCAGUGGCUAUGAGAGCAUGGUAAGGGACAGCGAGGCCACAGGUAGCAGCACAUCCAACAGAGACUGUUCUAUUAUCAGUGUGGCCCAUAGUGGGAGGAACCCCAAGAGGAGGAGUAGCAACGGUAAGAUCUGA
This is a messenger RNA of Coregonus sp. 'balchen', 18862 nucleotides long. The record is from the annotation of a GenBank genome assembly. NCBI's taxonomy places the organism in Eukaryota, Metazoa, Chordata, Actinopteri, Salmoniformes, Salmonidae.